This is a messenger RNA of Melanaphis sacchari, 2554 nucleotides long. Its product is annotated as lachesin-like. The transcript has 11 exons. NCBI's taxonomy places the organism in Eukaryota, Metazoa, Arthropoda, Insecta, Hemiptera, Aphididae. The record is from RefSeq and is a predicted model, not a curated record. Bases 553 to 2007 code for a protein of 484 amino acids. Gene Ontology annotation, cellular component: neuron projection.
GUAUCUGACACGGUGUGCCCGCCCGUUGCAAGCGUACGUGUGUGGCACCUCUCCGUUCACGUGCUCCCUACGGAAAGUUCGUGAAAAUCGACGCCGAGACAUCGGAAACGUCGAUCGUACAUCAUCCGUAGCUCACGAUAUUCUCCCGUCGAGGUUAGUUGACUGUAAUUCCAUGUGCCACGUCCAUCCCUUCUCGCCGUAAGAUUUUCAUCUCGGCUUAACUCCACCAUGUGGUCCGUCUCGCGACAAACACGCACGUUCGCGCGUCACAGUGGUUUUUCAUUGACCAUCUAGUCGCAGUCGAAAACAUUGACAAAAAGUAGCCACGGUUGUGCAUCAUUGAAUUCGUAGAUUUUUUUUUUGUUUUUCAUUCGUCAACCGUAUAUUUUCAAAACAAAUUUCCUCUACCGGUGGAACCCAAAUUCCGGUCACACGUCGUUGACACACAUAUGCGUGUACAGAUUUCCAACAAAAUUCUGUAACGUGAAACAUAAUAUGCAGUACGCAUAAAUGUAAGGCUAAAUUACGGAAGCUGGUCCAAUCUUCAGAGACAUGCAGCCGUUUACAUAUGCAGUCGCAGUGGACUCGUGGAGCUCUAGGACUUUGUUGUUGGUUGUUGCAGUAGUUGUCGUCAGCAGUUCUGACGUGCAAAAAGAUGGGCCAGAGCCAGAGUUUUUGAAUCCCAUGGAAAAUGUUACUGUCGCUUUGGGGCGGGAAGCGAUUUUGGUGUGUUCUGUGAAAAACAUUGGAGAACACAAAGUUGGCUGGUUAAAAGCAGAAGAUCAAACCAUUCUAAGUUUACAUGAACGUGUGGUUACGGAAAACCGAAGAAUAGACAUAGAUGUGGAUAAUAACACAUAUUGGAGACUCAAAAUUCGGCAACUGCAAAGAUCCGACAAAGGAUGUUACAUGUGUCAAAUUAAUACGAAUGUUAUGAAGAAACAAAUUGGCUGUGUUGACGUAAAAGUUCCGCCGGACAUCAAAGACGAAGAAACCAUAUCUGAUAUCACUGUAAAUGAAGGUGAAAAUGCUACGUUGGCAUGCAAGGCUAAAGGCAAUCCAUUACCAAAAAUUACUUGGAGACGAGAAGAUGGUCAUAAAAUAACUAUAAGAAACAACAAAUCAAAAAAAACAUCAUUCGAUAGAGUACGUGGAGAACCGCUGUUGCUUAACAGAGUAGACCGCAGUCAGAUGGGACAUUAUUUGUGCAUCGCGUCUAACGAUGUUCCACCGGCUGUUAGCAAGAGGAUCACGUUAAACGUUAACUUUUCACCAAUAGUUUGGGUGACGAAUCAGAUUGUAAGUGCACCACUUCAUACACAUGUACGACUGGAGUGUUUUGUAGAGUCGUUUCCACUUUCCGUCAAUUACUGGUCUAAUGAAAAAGGAGAAAUGAUUCUUCAAGGGCAAAAGUAUUUUAUAGAAGAAGUUAAGAACAACUACAAAGUAAAUAUGUAUCUUAAUAUUCAGAAUUUGGAUAAAAAUGAUCUGGGAGCGUACAGGUGCGUAGCGAGGAAUUCAAUGGGACACGCGAAUAGUUCAGUACGAGUGCACAAGAUAAUAAUGCCGACAACCGUUCCACCAACUACGUCCACAACAACCGCCGCCACAACGACCACGACCACAACGACGUUACCAUCUACCACAAGAAUGGUUCCUCCCUCGACAGUGAUACCAUCACCAGCAACGAAAAGGAAGAGUCAUGUAAUACCUGGUGACCGAAAAUCUGGUGGAAAAACAGACGACAAGACUGGUCUACGGAUAAACGGCGUCGAGUCGGCGGGUGAAAUGGAAACUAAAAGCAGUAGCCACCGGGCAAGCCGUGGUUCAAGUCGGGUCCGCCAGUCAACGAUCAGCCAAUCAGUGAGCAUCAUGGCUGAGCUGGCAUUUCUGACAGCCGCCACAACCAGCUGGUCGACUGGUUGUCCAGUAGACGCCGCCGUAGGUGGCCUCGUAUCACUGGCGCUAGCUGUUUCGCCGCCACUGGUCCUGUGGCUUCUGAACUGAAUCCUGCGAGGAGUUCUACACAAGUGAAAAUAAUCACACACGUCAGAGGCGUACAAGGGAUAUAAGUUGAAAGAAAUUCAAUUGAAUUUCAUGUAAUUAAGUUUUUGUAAUUUUUUUUUUUUUUUUUGUUUUUUUUAUCAUCUCCCCUAAACCAUAGAAAAGUACUAUGUAUUACAUCACUCACCACUUAACCGACUUAAUCACAUUCAUGUGAUCUCUGAAUACUUACAUACACGGUAUGUGUUGUUACCGUUGACCCACCCACAAACCAACCAAUAAUAAUGAUACUAAUUAAAUUUCACUGCGGUUUUAUUUGGGCACGUAAUUGAAAACCAAAAUAACGUGAUGAUCGACACGUAUAUACAAAAUUAAUCUAAUAUUCUAUUUAACAUAAUCGAAUAACUAUCACUUCCGUUUAAAGAACAUUAUUAAUUUAUAUAACAUUCGCUAUUUUGAUUAAUAUAUUGCAAUCAGACAAAUUUCUAAAACUGUUGAUUUGUUGUGAUUACAAUUGUUCAAUUUUAAAAUAUAUUUAUACUCGUAUCAA